AUCACUACUGUGACUGCUUGUACCCGAUAAUCUUGCUCUGCAGCUCCCUCAGUGAACAACUUACUGAGGUGCCUUUCUUUUUACAAGAGGAUGUCAGCUCUGAGCUCCAGCAAGAAAUAACAGACUUCACCUUGGAAUAGCUCAUCUUACUCCUGCAUCAUUAAAGCGGAUUUUCAAAAGAAAACAAAAAUCAAGUCCCCUUUCCAGUUCCACUUUCUUCCAGCAUUGAACAGGAACAGUUUCACGCUCCAGAGAUGCUGCUUAAAUUCAUUGGACAGUGCUGAGUUCUUACAUGAAGAAAGAAACAGCCCAAAUGGAAAGAAGAGUAUUGAUAUGGUUUGGCUGUGCCUCCACCCAAAUCUCAUCUUGAAAUCCCACCUAUUGUUGGAGGGACCCAGUGGACUCAACCACAGCAAUAUGUAAGAAGAACACACACCAAACAUUCCUGAAGUGAUUUAAAAGAUGGAAUCUCGCUCUGUCUCCCAGGCUGGAGUGCAGUGGCGCAAUCUCAGCUCAUUGCAACCUCCACCUCCUGGGUUCACGCCAUUCUCCUGCCUCAGCCUCCUGAGUAGCUGGGACUACAGGCGCCCGCCACCACGCCAGGAUAGACUGAAGAGGAGCAAGAACAGAAACAGGGAGCCAGUUACAGAUCUAUCCCAAGAAUUCUGGGGAGAGAUGAUGGUGUCUGCAGCAGAGUGACAGCAGUGGAGAUUGAGAGAAAAGGUUGAAAAUGGUUGCUUGUGUUCAACUACUGUGAAGAGUUGGAAUCAGACAACUACGGCUUUGAUUUUCCAAGUGGUUCAGAAUGUAAAUAUGAUCUGACCUUUCCCUGAUGGACAGUUAAAUCAUGGACACGCUAAACAAUUUACUUUGGACUGUCCUUCCUAAAGAUGCUCUGGCUUCUCUCUUGAAUGCUCACUAAGCUUUCGUAGCUGACAAGGAAAGGAAGGAAAACUGUGAACUGGAAAGUUAUCUUACAAUGAAAAUUACUAGCACAUCUUGCAUCUGUCCAGUCCUAGUGUGUCUCUGUUUUGUGCAGAGGUGUUAUGGAACUGCUCACCACAGCUCCAUCAAGGUGAUGAGAAACCAAACCAAACACAUUGAAGGUGAAACCGAAGUCCAUCAUCGUCCCAAAAGGGGAUGGGUAUGGAAUCAGUUCUUUGUUUUAGAAGAACAUAUGGGACCAGAUCCUCAGUAUGUUGGAAAGCUGCACUCCAAUUCUGACAAAGGUGAUGGAUCUGUCAAGUACAUCCUUACUGGAGAGGGUGCUGGGACUAUAUUUAUCAUUGACGAUACCACGGGUGAUAUCCACUCAACAAAAAGCCUAGACAGAGAGCAGAAGACCCACUAUGUGCUUCAUGCUCAAGCUAUUGAUAGACGUACAAACAAACCUCUUGAGCCUGAAUCCGAGUUCAUCAUCAAAGUGCAAGACAUCAAUGACAACGCUCCAAAAUUCACAGAUGGACCAUACAUUGUUACUGUGCCUGAAAUGUCAGAUAUGGGUACCUCUGUUCUACAGGUGACAGCUACUGAUGCAGAUGACCCUACCUAUGGAAACAGCGCUCGGGUGGUUUACAGCAUUCUCCAAGGACAACCCUACUUCUCCGUCGACCCUAAAACAGGAGUUAUUAGAACGGCCUUACAUAACAUGGACAGAGAAGCCAGAGAACAUUACUCCGUAGUCAUUCAAGCCAAAGACAUGGCUGGGCAAGUUGGAGGGCUUUCAGGAUCUACAACAGUCAACAUCACCUUAACCGAUGUCAAUGACAACCCACCACGCUUUCCUCAAAAACACUAUCAGCUAUAUGUUCCUGAGUCAGCUCAAGUUGGUUCAGCUGUUGGGAAAAUCAAGGCAAAUGAUGCUGACACUGGCUCAAAUGCUGACAUGACCUACUCCAUCAUAAAUGGUGAUGGCAUGGGAAUAUUCUCAAUCUCCACUGACAAAGAGACCAGAGAAGGAAUCCUUUCUUUAAAGAAGCCACUGAACUAUGAGAAAAAGAAGUCAUAUACCCUCAACAUAGAAGGAGCAAAUACACAUCUUGAUUUUCGCUUUUCUCACUUGGGUCCUUUUAAAGAUGCUACUAUGCUGAAGAUCAUUGUUGGGGAUGUAGAUGAACCACCACUAUUUUCCAUGCCUUCCUACCUCAUGGAAGUCUACGAAAAUGCCAAGAUUGGGACCGUCGUUGGUACAGUUUUGGCACAAGAUCCUGACAGUACUAACAGCUUAGUAAGAUACUUCAUCAACUACAAUGUUGAAGACGACAGAUUUUUCAACAUUGAUGCCAAUACUGGGACCAUUAGGACUACAAAGGUUCUCGACAGAGAAGAAACUCCAUGGUACAACAUCACAGUCACUGCUUCAGAAAUUGAUAAUCCUGAUUUGCUGAGCCAUGUCACAGUGGGUAUUAGAGUUCUGGAUGUCAAUGACAAUCCACCCGAACUUGCCAGGGAAUAUGAUAUUAUUGUAUGUGAAAAUUCUAAGCCUGGCCAGGUUAUUCAUACCAUCAGUGCCACUGAUAAAGAUGAUUUUGCCAAUGGACCAAGGUUUAACUUCUUUCUUGAUGAACGCCUGCCUGUAAAUCCAAACUUCACUCUGAAGGACAAUGAAGAUAACACAGCCAGCAUUCUGACAAGGCGGAGGAGAUUUAGUCGAACUGUUCAGGAUGUGUAUUAUCUGCCCAUUAUGAUCUCUGAUGGUGGAAUCCCCUCUCUCAGCAGCAGCAGCACCCUCACCAUCAGGGUUUGUGCAUGCGAGAGAGAUGGGCGUGUGCGGACCUGCCAUGCAGAAGCCUUCCUGUCCUCGGCUGGUUUGAGUACAGGAGCCUUAAUCGCUAUUCUUCUCUGUGUUCUCAUUCUCCUGGCAAUUGUGGUACUUUUUAUCACCCUGAGGCGCAGCAAAAAAGAGCCCUUGAUCAUUUCAGAAGAGGAUGUACGGGAGAACGUGGUCACCUAUGAUGAUGAAGGAGGCGGAGAGGAAGACACAGAGGCCUUUGACAUCACAGCCUUGAGGAAUCCUUCUGCUGCUGAGGAGCUCAAGUACCGGAGGGAUAUCAGACCUGAAGUGAAGCUCACUCCCAGACACCAGACAUCAUCCACCCUGGAAAGCAUAGAUGUUCAGGAAUUUAUUAAGCAAAGACUGGCAGAAGCAGACCUAGACCCUAGCGUUCCCCCUUAUGACUCUCUUCAGACUUAUGCCUAUGAGGGUCAGAGAUCAGAAGCUGGGUCUAUCAGCUCGCUGGAUUCAGCAACGACACAAUCAGACCAGGAUUAUCACUACCUUGGAGACUGGGGACCCGAGUUUAAAAAGUUAGCUGAACUCUAUGGAGAAAUAGAAUCUGAAAGAACAACUUAGGGGGUCAGUUCUUGCAACCUUGUGGAAUUUGCUUCCUGAGUAAGUGGAUAUACAACCUCAGCAAUGACAAGGAAGAAGUGUGGAAACAGUACUUGGAACUGAGGAAGCUGGACACAGCUCCUGUAGAAACAAGUGCCCUUUUCAUGAUCGAAACUGGGUUAUUUAAUUGGAAGAAAGUAAAAAAAAAAAAAAAAAGACAAUACAAAGAAAAAGUUAUUGUUCCUUGUGUAUAUUUUCAAUUGCUCAAUAAAGUCUGUGGUACUGUUUAUUAAGAAUACCUGAAUUAAGCCAAACAAUGAUAUUUGUUUCAAUAUAUUGUGAUUUAUUUUUUUCAAAAGCAAAACUAAACAGAAAGGCUCAAGAUCACUGGUGGUUAUGACUUAUAGGGGUGGUAACACUAAUACAGGAAACUUGUGAAGGUAAUCACAACCUCUUUUAUCACUUUUCUGGGUGAAACCUUGAGAACCACACUCUGUUAUUAUAACAGAUCUCAUUAGCCUUGUCUUGUGUUUAUAUUACAUGAGGUAUUUCCACUCUAUCAUGGACUUGUAUGUACCAUUUCCCUUUGCCCUCCCCAGUUCUUUUCUCCAUACAAAACUGAUGGAGCAUGGGGAUUUGCUGCCUGCACUAUAAUGUAUGCAACUUCAGUGCACCAGUUGUGUGCUGUACUGAGCACGAGACUAUUGUCUCUAUCCCGUACACCCCCUUUUAUUUUAAUGGGAUACUCCUAUUUUUAAAUGGACAGAAAGAAUAGUUUAAGGUAUGUUAUGAAAAUCUGAUAUGUCAGGGAAUAAUUUAAUUUUAAAAAUAGCCACACACCUUAUCUUCUACCAAAUGUUGGGGAACUUUUUUUUUCCUUUUUUCCACUUGUUUUAUUAUAUUUAAAUCAGCAAUUUUGGUCAUUUCUCUAUUUAAAAUUAAUUGUCAAAUAUUUUGCUGGCUGGUUUGUACUUCAGUCUAAUUCACUUAUUUUCAACACGAGCAGUAAUUAAAAAUAAGUACCUCACACAAUAACAAUGUAGUCUGAAAGACUAUCCUCCAAUGAACGUAAAUGUCAUAGAAUCAUAGUUGACUUACAUUUAUUCCUUACACAGUUUCAGAUUUUUUCCAUCUCACUGAUAAUUAGUUUGGUAUCAACAGGAAAAUGUGUAGGACUAGGAGCAAAAAAGGAGAUUCACAGUUAUUAUCCUCAGAUAUGUUUCCGAAAGUCUCUGUGUUCAGGGUCCAAACCACAAAGUAGAGAUGGCAAUGACUUCCCUGCCCACCUCACAGGGUUGUUGUGAGGAUUAAAUGAGCAUCUGUAAAAUGCUUUGCCAACUGCAAAGUAUUCAAUUGCAUAAAAGCUUGCAGACGCUUAUCUAAUUUUCUAGUUUCAUUAGCUUAUAAAUAUAUAUUUACAUGCAUCUGGCAUAAAAUAUUAUCACAGGAGAAUUUCAUGAAAUCUUCAACAGUGAAGCUACUGUUUAAAUAUAUGUACACAAUUCCAAUUAUUUUAAUAUUUUCAUAAGCUAAUUUCUGAGAAUUUGGGUGGGGCUUUUUUUUUCAAAUUGUUUUAGAUAAUGUUUUGUUGUUGUUGCUAUUGGCCUUGAAGUAAGAAUUCAUACCAUAAUGGUCCUAUUUUCUAAAACUGGCCACAUCUAUAUAUUUCAGAAAUAUUGAAAUUCUUAAAUACAUGAAAUAGGAAUUAGUUGACACCGGAGUUUUUCCUUUGCUCUUUAAAUUUAUCAUUAUCAGUGUCCCCAAAAGUUAUAUGACAUUUUCUGUCUGUUUCUACCCAUGUGCAAAAUUUUGGAUUUUACCUCUGUUUGCAAUUGCCCUGUGCUAUCAUAUUAUAAUUUGAGGUAUGGGAAGUAAGUAAGCUUAAUUUGAAUAAUUCUCAAUUUGUGUUUUAAGCCUGAGGAAUAAAAUGUAAUUUAAGCUUUUUACGACA
This is a messenger RNA of Homo sapiens (human), 5282 nucleotides long. It is a transcript of the gene CDH18, whose product is annotated as cadherin 18. Gene Ontology annotation, biological process: cell-cell adhesion; cell adhesion; homophilic cell-cell adhesion. The coding region runs from base 980 to 3352 and encodes 790 amino acids. The transcript has 16 exons. Lineage: Eukaryota; Metazoa; Chordata; Mammalia; Primates; Hominidae. Gene Ontology annotation, cellular component: membrane; plasma membrane. Gene Ontology annotation, molecular function: calcium ion binding. The record is from RefSeq and is marked reviewed.